AUGAAGCUCCCGCUGUCGGUGGCCUCGCCGGACUCCGCGCCGGAGCUGGCCAAGCCGUCGCUGCCCACCACCUGGCUCAUCCUGCACACGCUCUUCUGCGCCACAUCCAUGACCGUGGGCUUCCGCUUCUCCCGCCUCGUCGUCUUCCUCCUCUUCCUCCCCACCCCGCCACUCAACCCCGCCGCACACCUCGUCUCGCUCGUCACCCCGCCGCUCACGCUCGUCCACCACGGCCCCGUCUUCGUCGGCCACCACACCAUCGGCGUCCGCAAGUGGCCCCACCCCGACCCCAGCGAGCUUCUCAAGGCCCACCACAUCCUCGCCGCCGUCCAGACCGCGCAGCGCAGCAGCAGCCCCCGCGGGAACGGCCCGCCCAGGCCCGUCAUCGCCAUCACGCCCACCGUCAUCGCAAAAAUCAACGGGAAGGCGAGCACCCCCACCCUCUCCGCGCCACCUCGCAGCGGUCGACCUCACCUCGGCGCGGUCGACCUCAAUCUAGAGUUCCGCGCCACCUCGCCGCGGGUAGACACCAACUACUACCGAAAAUGCGGUUAG
Messenger RNA from Lolium perenne, 555 nucleotides. RefSeq names its product probable glucuronosyltransferase Os04g0650300. The record is from RefSeq and is a predicted model, not a curated record. Lineage: Eukaryota; Viridiplantae; Streptophyta; Magnoliopsida; Poales; Poaceae.